Leptosia nina is the source of this 771-nucleotide messenger RNA. The record is from the annotation of a GenBank genome assembly. NCBI's taxonomy places the organism in Eukaryota, Metazoa, Arthropoda, Insecta, Lepidoptera, Pieridae.
AUGAUGAAGGGAAUGGUUAGUUUGGUGACUGGUGGAGCUUCUGGCCUUGGUAAAGCCACAGUGGAGGCUUUAGCUAAGAACGGCGGUAAAGUUGUUAUCCUCGAUAUUCAAGAAACUAGAGCCCAGCAAGUAGCUAAUGCUAUUGGUGAAAAUGUUAUUGUAUCUACUGGUUGUGUGACUUCUGAAGAAGAUGUAAAAAAAGCGGUAGACUUAACUAAAGAAAAGUUUGGUCGUCUGGAUAAUUUAGUUAAUUGCGCUGGAUAUGCCCAAUCUCAUCAAGUCUAUAACUUUUAUAAGGACAAAAUGACAGAUUUGGAACAUUUCAAUAAAUGUAUAAAUGUAAACACAAUAGGCACAUUCAACGCAAUUAGGAUUUCGGCUGGCUUAAUGGGUAAAAAUGAACCUACUGAAGGUGGACAACGAGGCGUAAUAGUAAACACAGCAUCUACAAUUGCAAUGGAGGGGGAUAUUGGGCAAGCAGCAUAUGCUGCAUCAACAGCAGCUAUUAUUGGCAUGACCCUGCCAAUUGCCAGAGACUUAGCUCCCAAAGGAAUCAGAGUUAUGACCAUUGCUCCAGGUAUUUUUGAAACUCCACUAGUCUCAUAUUUGCCAGAAAAAAUGAUAGAUUUUAUUAAGAGAAUGACACCGUUUCCCUCAAGAUUGGGUAAACCAGAAGAGUUUGCGCAUUUAGUUACUAGCAUUAUAGAGAACCCAAUGUUAAAUGGUGAGGUGAUAAGGUUGGACGGUGCACAAAGAUGGUUCCCGCUGUAG